Messenger RNA from Pyricularia pennisetigena, 1299 nucleotides. RefSeq lists its product as uncharacterized. The record is from RefSeq and is a predicted model, not a curated record. Gene Ontology annotation, molecular function: mRNA binding. Gene Ontology annotation, cellular component: mRNA cleavage and polyadenylation specificity factor complex. Lineage: Eukaryota; Fungi; Ascomycota; Sordariomycetes; Magnaporthales; Pyriculariaceae. The coding region runs from base 19 to 1299 and encodes 426 amino acids. Gene Ontology annotation, biological process: mRNA alternative polyadenylation. The transcript is spliced from 3 exons.
CUCGCAACUUUUCACACAAUGGCCGAGGAGGAUUUCGAAAUUGACAUUUAUGGCGAUGCCAACCAGGAGCAGCAGGGCGGUGAUGACAACAAGCAUGAACAGUCCUAUGAAGGCGGUGGCCAUCAGGAUGAACAUGGAGCCAACGACAAUGAACAGUACCGGGAUGACCAGCAGCAUGGAGAAGAUUCAUCUCACGCAAAACACGAUGACGAUUCUAGCCACACCGAGUCUGCCACACCACAGCAGAGCAACCCGCUGAAGCGCAAAGAAGGUUCAGAUGAGCGGGCCAUCGACCCAGGUGCCACUUCGGCAAUCCUUAUUUCCGAGCUCCAAUGGUGGAUCACCGACGACGACAUUCGAGGCUGGAUCCGUGAGGCAGGCUGCGAGGACGAGUUGAAGGACAUAACCUUCAGCGAACACAAGGUUAAUGGCAAGAGCAAAGGUCAGGUUUAUAUUGAGCUCACAUCCCAGCAGGCAGCAACAGCUAUCAAGCAUCGCCUGGAAUCCCAAGGCGAGGAUGGCUCCUCACAAGCCGGCAGGAAGCACCAAGUAAUCUAUUCUUCUCCAACGAUGAACCCAUUCCGAACUCUGCCUAAGGACCAGCCCCGGACGGGCAAGGAUGGUCAAAACCGUCCCACUUCUGGCGCUGGCUACAAUAACGAUCGCACAGGCAACAUGGGCGGCGGAGGUGGCAAUUUCAACGGAGGUUAUAAUAAUCGCGGUCGUGGCGGUUAUAACAACAUGCGCGGCGGAAUGGUCAACAAUAUGAACCAGGGCGGAUUCAACCGCAACUUUAACAACAAUGCCUACAACAACAACAACAACAACAACAUGGGCUUUAACAAUCCGAUGGGUGGUGGCAACUUUGGAGGCGGCGGCGGUGCGAACUUUGGUGGCUUCCGCGGCGGUGGAAUGGGCAUGAACUCGAACAUGCGCGGAGGUGGCAUGCGUGGUGGCCGCGGUGGUAUGGGAGGCGGCAUGAUGGGUGGAGGUAUGGGUGGUCCCAUGGGCAACAUGGGCAACAUGGGCGGGGGUAUGGGCAACAUGGGAAACAUGGGAGCCAUGGGUAUGGGGGGUAUGGGCGGACCUAUGGGAGCCAUGGGAGGAAUGGGAGGAAAUAUGGGAGCUAUGGGAAUGAUGGGCGGAGGAAUGCCCGGGUUCCAAGGCAUGCAAGGGGGCUUCAACCCACAGGGCUUCUUUGGCGGUGGAGGCGGCAACAACAACAAUAACGCGCAGGGAGGUGGUGGCAACAACGAGUGGCAGAAUCCGCACGGCGCCAAACGUCCUCGGCCGGAGUAG